CGGCGCUGCCAAUCGCAGACAAAGGCCGCCCCAGCGAAUCAUGUGGUGCCGGGGGAGGAAGUGCGGCUUGUUUUCUUUCCUCCAGUCGCCGGGCUCCGGGCGGAGCGCGAUGCUCGGAGACCCCCGCGGGGGCGGCGGCGGCGGCGGCGGCGGCGAGCCCCGAUGAGGCCCGAGCGCCCCCGGCCCCGCUGCAGCGCCCCCGGCCCGAUGGAGGCUCCGCCGUGGGACCCUCUCCGCAACGACUCGCUGCCGCCCACGCUGACCCCGGCCGUGCCCCCCUACGUGAAGCUCGGCCUCACCAUCGUCUACACCGUGUUCUACUCGCUGCUCUUCGUGUUCAUCUACGUCCAGCUCUGGCUGGUGCUGCGCUACCGCCACAAGCGGCUUAGCUACCAGAGCGUCUUCCUCUUCCUCUGCCUCUUCUGGGCCUCCCUGCGGACGGUCCUCUUCUCCUUCUACUUCAAGGAUUUCGUGGCGGCCAAUGCGCUCAGCCCCUUCGUCUUCUGGCUGCUCUACUGCUUUCCCGUGUGCCUGCAGUUCUUCACCCUCACGCUGAUGAACUUGUAUUUCACGCAGGUGAUUUUCAAAGCCAAGUCAAAAUAUUCUCCAGAAUUACUCAAAUACCGGUUACCCCUCUACCUGGCCUCACUCUUCAUCAGCCUCGUUUUCCUGUUGGUGAACUUAACCUGUGCGGUGUUGGUGAAGACGGGAAACUGGGAGAGGAAGGUCAUUGUCUCCGUGCGUGUGGCCAUUAAUGACACUCUCUUUGUGCUGUGUGCCGUCUCGCUCUCCAUCUGUCUCUACAAAAUCUCGAAGAUGUCCUUAGCCAACAUUUACUUGGAGUCUAAGGGCUCCUCCGUGUGUCAAGUGACCGCCAUCGGAGUGACCGUCAUCCUCCUCUACGCCUCCCGGGCCUGCUACAACCUGUUCAUCCUCUCGUUUUCUCAGAGCAAGAACGUCCAUUCCUUUGAUUACGACUGGUACAAUGUAUCAGACCAGGCGGAUCUGAAAAACCAGCUGGGGGAUGCCGGAUAUGUGGUGUUUGGAGUGGUUCUUUUCGUGUGGGAGCUCUUACCCACCACCUUGGUCGUCUACUUCUUCCGAGUUAGAAACCCUACAAAGGACCUUACGAACCCUGGGAUGGUCCCCAGCCACGGAUUCAGCCCCAGAUCUUACUUCUUUGACAACCCUCGAAGAUACGAUAGUGAUGAUGACCUUGCCUGGAACAUCGCCCCUCAGGGACUUCAGGGAAGUUUUGCUCCAGACUACUAUGACUGGGGACAGCAAACAAACAGCUUCCUGGCACAGGUGGGAACUUUCCAACCAGACUCCAUGUUGGAUCCUGACAAGCCAAGCCAGGGGCAGCAUCAGUAAAAACUUUUAUGGAAGAUUCCUCAAGUGAGAGGCUUCAGAGAGACUAACUCAAUGACAGCUGAAUUUUUAAUAAGGCACUUUUCCUUAAGAAAUAGGACUUGAUUUUUAUUUGUUACAGGUUUCUAAUGGCUCCAUAGGACUAAGCAAUAAUUUAGAUUGAUAAAAACCUUAUUUUAGUACUAAAAAGUGAGCCUGGCCACCUAUUUCAGUGGGUAUAAUUUAAACUUUAAAAAAAUUCUGUACUUUUAUAAAGAUGUAUUUUAUAUAACUUAAUAAUGCUAAAAUAUAUACUAGGAUUUUUUGAGAAUGUUAUUGCAAUAUAUGUUUGUAGUUUGCACAGACUUUUAUGCAUAAUUCACUUUAAAAGCAUCCAGUACAUGGUCUGAUGGUUGUUUAAGGCUUUUGGACUAAAGUGUUCUUUAGGUCCUCACUUCUUCGGGUCAUGCAGAUCUGAAGCUUCUGAAUCAACUCGAAAUACAGUUGACAUCUCGGAAAGCCAGUUGCAACUCCAGUGUUAAAAGUUAGGAUGUAGGAGAAUGUCCAGGACUUGUGCCAGGUAAUUGGCCCCUUCCUCUGAGUUCUUUAAGGUCCAGGCAGUUGUUCCCUCAACUAAUCUCCUAAAUUUUGCCAAAAAGGUGGUAUCCUUUCAACAGGGCACUAAUGCAUACGCUUUGGUGAUGAGUCGGUGUGUUAAAAACCGAGUGGACUCACGCUAUUAAACGUGCUCUGCUCUAUGUGGAAACUUUGCCUGGUUUUUCAGCCCAGUGAAAUCUGAUAAGCGGUACCUGAGGGCCUCUGCAGGACGGCGCCAUUCCCAAAGCACCGAUGGUUCCUUACCUUCAAGGAACAAAGGAGAGGUUCUCGCAAGGGGAUGAGUAAGAAAUGCCCUUGAUCCAGAAGACUCAACAGGUUUCCUGUAAUUUCCCACCAUAUCUCGAGUAAUGCCCUUUAUUUUUAAAUAGCUCUGAGAGCAGCCUAUUAGAAACUGCAACUUUAAAAAGGGCAGUUUUCUGUAGCAGGAUUCCUGCCUCUUAGCCACGCAAAAGGGUGUGUUCCAGACGAUUGCUUAGAAGUCCUCUUCCGUUUAAAUGAGACCCCUGUCCUGAAAUACUGGUUCCCCAGCCACAGGUGCUACUCUGAAACCUCCAAGAUCUUCUAGAAGUAAAACUGCCUCUAAUGCAAAA
Molecule: messenger RNA, 2558 nt
Organism: Prionailurus viverrinus (fishing cat)
Lineage: Eukaryota; Metazoa; Chordata; Mammalia; Carnivora; Felidae
Gene: GPR137B
Product: G protein-coupled receptor 137B
Exons: 7
Coding region: 163-1374 (403 amino acids)
Biological process (GO): negative regulation of osteoclast differentiation; positive regulation of TORC1 signaling; regulation of autophagy
Cellular component (GO): lysosomal membrane
Source: RefSeq, a predicted model, not a curated record